Molecule: messenger RNA, 771 nt
Organism: Symbiodinium natans
Lineage: Eukaryota; Dinophyceae; Suessiales; Symbiodiniaceae
Source: the annotation of a GenBank genome assembly
AUGGCGGAUGGACAGCACUUGGCAUCGUCGCGCUACACCGAGGACGCCUUCCCAUCGGGCCACCGAAGCAUCUGGGGUUCCUGGUAUGACAGCGACUCGGGAGCGUGGGGCUAUGCCUGCUGCAAAGCCACGAACAAAUCUGCCGCACCCUGCGCAGCGAUCGAGUCCGAUGCCUCGGAGGUGGCUCGACAGACGCAAGCUGCGGCGGAGACGUCGGAUCAGCCGGAGAUUGACCUGAUAUGGCGCUCGAGAUCAGACUUCGAGACAGCCGAAGGCUUCAUAAUCCACUCCUCGAAGUAUCUGGCUACCCAGUGGUUGAGGUGGCUUCAAGACGGCAAGCUCUCGGAGGUGGCAAGCAAGUUUGAUCCGGAUGUGCGGAAGGUCUUGCUGUCUGAGCCCGCGGCCAAGGAAGCCUGCCAGCAGGUGCAAAGAUUCUGCCAGCGGCUUGAUGACCGCGUUCCGGUGGAGCUCUCCCAGCCCUUGGAGGAUUUCUGCAGCUGCAUCGGGACAAGGGAGUAUGUGAAGGCCAACAAGGCGUACAUGGACAUCGUGAUGGGUUCGAGGAAGUGGCAAGGAGAUGUCCCGUAUCUUGUCGAGGGCAACCGCAAUGGCCCAUCUGUUGUGCAAAACGUCGCGGAGCGGCUGAACAAGAAGAAUUCGAACCCUCUUGACGAAGCCGGCAUCCGCGAUCACGCAGUAGUUCUGCGACGACUGCUCAAAGUCGCGCAGGCCGUGCUCCCGAACGACGACCCAUCAAAGAACUGCGGGUGA